Corythoichthys intestinalis (scribbled pipefish) is the source of this 4420-nucleotide messenger RNA. Its product is annotated as nucleolin-like. The transcript has 2 exons. NCBI's taxonomy places the organism in Eukaryota, Metazoa, Chordata, Actinopteri, Syngnathiformes, Syngnathidae. Bases 287 to 1027 code for a protein of 246 amino acids. The record is from RefSeq and is a predicted model, not a curated record.
UUUUCGACGAGGAAGCUGCGGGCUCCACAACAAUAACAGUGCUAGGAGCAAGGGAAUGACACGCUUUCCGACUUAAAUCCCGCUUUAAGUCACACGGGAUGACAGCUACUUUUGCAAGUAACGCAAUGCAAAACAUUUUUCCGCUUUAGGAAGACCUAUAUGUUGCAGUUGGUGAGCAUACCUAUACCUUUAUAUAUAGAUGCGCAGGUGAUAGGUUAGCCUGUUCGAACUCUACCGUACCCGUCUUUUUGUUUAAUGUCACUGGUGUCAGGCCCCCAGUGCAAACAUGGAGAGCUUGUACAAGCGCAAAAUGUUCGCUUCGAUGCGCAAAACCAAGACGGACCUGUCGAAGAAGAGGCAGAUCGGUCUCCCUGCCUCCAUCCUGGACGACAGUGACGAGGGCUCCUUCUCCUCUUCCUCGUCGUCCGGUUCCCAGUCCGACUUCCAUAGCUCCCCGGAGGAAGACAGUGACCAGGAGGAGUGGCAGAGGAGUGAUUCCGGAGCCACGUCGAGCGACGACAGUCGCUCUGUAACCCGCAGAAAGCGCUCUUUUCUGGGAGGCGACGAAACAUCCUCGUCCUCGAGCACUGCCAAGGAACGAAAUGAUGAUGAUGAGGACGACGACGAUGAUGAUGAUGACGAUGAUGAGAAGGACGGGGUGAAGGAGAGAGAGACUCAGCCAAAGAGGAUGGUGCAGCCCAGGAAGAGGUCCAGGGUUCAGCGACAAGAUGAUUCGGACUCAGAUCGUGCAGAUGAGAAGCGGCGAGAGGAAGAGGAGAAGGCGAAGAGGAGACAGAGACACAACAAGCUGCUGGCGCUGUCCCGCAGAAUGAAGGCCCGAGUACCCAGCCGGAGGAGGAUCCGCGUCAAACAGGAUGAUGAAGAAUCAAAAGAAGUGGAAGAUGGCAGUCAUGGAGAUGAGGAAGCAGGGAAUGGCAAGGCCGAGGCUUCGGGUGAAGAUGGAGCAGAGAGGGAAAAAGAAGAGGAGAAGGAGAAAGAGGAAUCGGAAGAAGCGGUGAAGGAAUAGCUUCAACCUUGCAGCGAAGGGUACCAAAUGGGGAAUCGGAAUGUGCAAAUAUCGCAGUCUUGUUUUCAAUUUGAAACGGAACUCUGUACAGUGUUUUGUCUUCUACAACACUAGUAAAACAAGCGACACGUGAACAGCCGGUUUUUAUGAUGAUGUGUUGCUAUCGAGACUAACAUUGAUUAUGAGCCACAUUGAGAUGCCUAAAAGUGAGAAUGGAAGAACCUUCCACUUUUGACACAGCUCAAUCCUUCAAUAUCAGUGGAUUCUGAAUUGGGACUGCAUGAGCAUGGGUUUGUGUUUCUUCCUUUUAGAUCAGGCCUAUCGCACCCUAGAAGUGAAGACAGGAGAGGUUGGCGAACUUUUUUUUUUUUUUUUUUUCCUUCAGUCUUACUCAAGUUGGUAUGAAUAAGCCAAAUUUUUCAUGAUUCUUCUCUAAAUAAGAACAAUAUUAUUUGUGCAGGGCCAGCUGUUUUAAAAGAGUAAAACAGGUGCUAAUUUGCCAGAGUACAAAACACAUUUAUUGUUUGAAGAUAUCUUAAGGGGCAUAAUAUGCAAAUUUUUAAGUUCAUACUUUUUGAAGGGUGAAAUAGGCACAAUCGUAUGCUCCCAAAAUGUUAUUUUUUACAUUACUGUGCUGUUUCUUGUUUGAGCUUGUUGUUCCAAAAUUACGGUUGUUUGCAUAACAAGUUUACCAUCAGAGAGUUUCAUUGUGAAAAUUUGAAUUGGGCAAUAUUUAUAUCAGAUCAUUAUAUUUCUUCAUAUUUUGAAUUAAAAUUAGCCAAACAUUUGUAGAGUAUGAGCUGCAAGUUACCAAGUGCUUAAGCUUUACUACUCAGUAGCUGUGCUAGCUAUCUGCUAGCUUCAUAUUAAUAUCCUUUGAGACUCAUCAGCUUCAUUUAAAUAAAUCCCUGCAUUUAAAUGUUUCUUUAAUAUUUUAUGAAUGCGUAUGAGGCCACCCGAGGUUUUGCAGGGUUUAACAUCUCUGUUGUAGCCAUGAAGUCUCAUUUUUGUCACUAAAAGGCUGAAGAUGGCCUAAAAAUGAACUGCCUGUAAAUCAGCAUUCAUAUUAAGGAGUCGCCAGCUGCCAAUGGAACUGAUCUCGGCACUGAUUUGAAGAUUUACAGUACAUUUACCGAAUGAAAGUGUUGAUUGUUUUGAACACUCCAAUCUUGUUAACUCAUCAGUGUAAAUAACUGGAUUUUUGAACUAGCUAUAAUGAAGAUAAUUUUCCGUAUCCAUGAUCAUGAUACCGAAGAACUCAAUCACAAAGCUUCUCUGUAAAAAAAUCUUUGUGUGUGCGAAUGUGUCAAACCUGCAGUAUUAAGAGACAUUGGAUACUUUUAUUUGACCAAAUGUUUCUUCAGUUCCUAGAACCGGUGUAAAAAUAACCAGGCCUUCAUCGUACACUUGUAUUUUUCCACAGGUCUGUUAAUCAUAAUAUUUGGCUCUGUGUCUAUUGCGGAAUCCUACUGAGCUGUAAAAAUGAUUUUCCUUACAAACUAAAGGAACUAUUUUUUCCCUGAUAUAUAUUUUUGGACAAAAGUAGUAAUUUGACAACAAAUGCUUUGGAAUUUGAGGCCAUUGUGGCAAUGGUAUUUGUCAACGACACUUAAAGUGCCAGUAGUUGUAGUUGAUAAAAAUAAUUUUAAAAAAUAUCUGUACUUACAUCCAUGAUUUAAAGCAAAACGCACACAGUAUUUUUAAAAAAAAUGAAUGUAUUUAAUUUCCUACUUGUCCCUAAAAAAAAGAAAAAAUCAGCUGUGGCUUAUUUUCAUCUUCAACUAGGCAUAGACUUCAUAAUGUAUUGACAGGGCACGUGGCUGAUAGAUAGGGGGCCUGCAUUGUUGGCGAGGCCGUCAAAGCUGACCGAGUGGAAUCAAAGAGCUUUUUUCGUUGCAAAUUAUUGUUAAUAAAUGCUUAAAUCCCUGUAUUCUUUAUAGAUAUGGAUGUAAAACAGUCUUGAUUAUUGGUUAAAAGCAACAACAACAAAACGUGCAGUUCGACAUAUUUACGUAAAAUAAAUGCUAAGUACAAUGCUAGUCUGUUAGUAAACGUAGCUAGCAGCCGCCUUAUGAAAACAGAGCUUUUCCAGUGAAAAUUCUUGUGAAUAAAUGCUUAAAUGCCCGAAUUCUUUGUAGAUAUGGAUGUAAAAGUCUCGAUUCCUGGUAAAAAGCAAAAAAAUAAACGUGCAGUUCGACAUAUUUACGUAAAAUAAAUGCUAAGUACAAUGCUAGUCUGUUAGUAAAUGUAGCUAGCGGCCGCCUUAUGAAAACAGAGCUUUUCCAGUGAAAAUUCUUGUGAAUAAAUGCAUAAAUCCCUGAAUUCUUUGUAGAUAUGGAUGUAAAACAGUCUCGAUUCUUGGUAAAAAGCAAAAAAAAAAAAGUGCAGUUAGAGUUUAUUUUACGUAAAUAAGUCGGAAUACAAUGCUAGUCUGUUAGGAAAUGUAGCUAGCGGCCGCCUUAUGAAAACAGCUUUUCCAGUGAAAAUUCUUGUGAAUAAAUGCUUAAAUCCCCGUAUUCUUUGAAGAUAUGGACGUAAGACACUCUCGAUUCUUGGUAAAAAGCAAAAAAAAAAGUGCAGAUAGCAUUUAUUUUACGUAAAUCUUGCGAACUAUGAUGCCAAUCCAGUAGCGGCUAAUUUCUCCCAUUGAUUUUUUUUUUACAACGUUUCAAAAUGCAUGCAUGGUAUGAAAAAUAUAAUAAUUACCUUGAAUCCUCGAACAAAAUCACUCCUGAGACAAUCGUUCCUGUUUUUAUGCGGUAUAGCUUUCGUACUUUUUCAAUAGAAAUCCGGCGUUAGAUUGCUGCGUGCGUGUGUUUUUGAAUAGCUCCUUUCAAUGUGUGCGGCCCCUUACUUGAAGGCGAGGCACAGUGCAUGACCGAUCUGACCCGUCAAUACCAUUAUGAAGUCUAUGGACUGGGGCAUUUAACUUUAAUUCAGCACAUUUUGUAUUGCUGCGCCUUUUUUUCCCUCUCAUGUAUUUGUGUGCUUAAAGAAAAGAACCAAUGCUUUCGCCAAUCAAAUUUCUAUUAAUUGUUUGUGUUCAUGACAUUUUAAAUUUGCUUUUUUUAUUUUAUCCAGUGUGCAAAUGUGUAUAUCAUCAUUUGAUUUAUCGGCACAAUGUCAAAAUACAUAUUAAUUUGAAAUAAAUAGGACUUAGGGAUUUCGUUCCUCAGCAGUGUCGGUGUUUUUAGUCCUAACAUUUUAAGGCCUUAAGUGUUUUAUUCAUCAUCGCACAUGUCACCUGUACUAUCAGUGCUCUGUAUGUUUUCGGACUGUUUUUCCUGUGGCUUUUUUUGUCCAGCAUAAAACUUUGAAAAUAAGCCUGCUUUUUAAAAAAGAAAAGGAAAAAAAAGCUUCAUGAUUAAUAAAAUUUCUGGUUCAUGAGCUAAA